AUGGCUCCUAUUCACUUAGCGUGUAGUAAGGGAGUGAACUUGGUCCAGUACAUUAUAGAACACAUACCAUCGUCACUUGAGCUACUUGACAGAGGACGUGGUUGUACUCCAUUCCUUACUGCAGUGUACUUCAAUCAGUUAGAAGUUAUUAAAUAUCUUAUUAGUAAGAAGUGUAAUCUAUCAGCUACUGAUAAUGAAGGGUCUGGAGCAGUUCACAUAUCAGUAGCAAGGGGUCACUUUAAUGUAGUGAAGUAUCUCAUUGAUAAUAAUUACUGUAAUCCUAAUGUAACCAAUCAUCAAGAUUUUACACCACUACAUCUUGCUGUGACAGCUAAUAGAUAUAGAAUAUUAGAAUAUUUACUGAGACGAAAGGAUAUGGUAUCUCUAUUACUAGAAGCCAGUCUAUCAAACAAUAAUCUAUUAAUUACUAACAAGGAAAGACAGACACCAUUACACAUAGCAGUUGCCUCUGGACAUGAUGACACUGCUGAAACUUUACUGUCUUCAGUCACUGGUAGUUCUACUCAUCAUGAUCUCCUUAUAGCUACUGAUAAUGAAGGAUCCACCGUAUUACAUACAGCUUGCAGUGAUGGCAAUAUUGAUAUGUUUCAUUAUUUGGCUAGUAUUUAUCCUCAAGGUGUUAAUGUAAUAGAUAAUAGAGGACGUGGUUUACUUCAUGCAGCAUGUGAAGGAGGAGAUAUCAGAAUAGUAAGAACAAUAAUCGAGACACAUGGACUAGAUCCUGAAUUAGAAGAUGAAGAUGGAAUCACCUGCUUGCAUUUAAUAAAAAGAAUUUAUAUAUACGAGUAUUUGAAGCCAAACAUUGAAUCUAACCCAACACCUAAAGACAAGUCUGGUCGUACUCCUCUUCAUUAUGCCUCUCGUUCUGAUAAUAUUCGCAUGGUACGUUAUCUCAUAGAGACCUUCCCCUGUACUCCUGAUGAUCCUGAUAAUGAUGGAUACACUUCAGUUCAUGGAGCAUGUGAAGCUGGUAGCAUAGAGUUAGUACAAUACUUUCUAACUGAUCUCAACUGUAAUGCACUUGCUGAAACUAUUGAUCACAAAACAUUGCUUUAUUAUGCUACUAUCAGUUCUAAUUUAGAGCUUGUUAGGUUUUUAGUUAUUAAAUUUGGUUUAAAACCUCAUCCACAUGAUAUUGAUAUAGCUAAAGCAGUUAAUCCUGACUCAGCAUUAGCUAACUAUCUUCAACAGAUCUUUGAUGAUAUGAUAUUUGAUAUGAUCGAGGAAGAAAAGAGAAUGAAGGAGGAAAUUCAUCACGAGAAACAUGAGCAGGAACAAAUCGACCCGCAAAUACAUGACAUUGUAUCUUAA
Messenger RNA from Amphimedon queenslandica, 1332 nucleotides. RefSeq names its product putative ankyrin repeat protein RF_0381. The transcript is spliced from 2 exons. NCBI's taxonomy places the organism in Eukaryota, Metazoa, Porifera, Demospongiae, Haplosclerida, Niphatidae. Gene Ontology annotation, molecular function: protein binding. The record is from RefSeq and is a predicted model, not a curated record. Bases 1 to 1332 code for a protein of 443 amino acids.